UCUUCAAAGUCAACGUAUCCUGCCUGAGAUGAACUGAACGAAAGACCAUUUCCAACAAGGUUAUUGAACGUUGUCAUUUGCUUCCCCUCCUUGCUGCUUUCGUCCCAAGACUCCAUACGUACAUCCUCGCCGCCUCUGUUCUCUCUAUAUAUCAACCAAAAUAGAAAGAAGAUAGUAAGUUUGAAUCUGUAAUUGUUUGAUUCUAUAAACAUUUGACUUUAGGUUCAGCAAAGCUCAAAAACAAUUAUGUUUAGAGGAUUUGCUUUCAUCAUGCGUGUUUGGUUUAACAUUAUGUGUUGUAUCAUCCGUUAGGCACUAGCUUGAGUUGCUUGCUAUCCAAGGGACCAUGAAAUCACGGCGGCGGCAGCGCAAGGAUCGUAGAACCAGCAGCAGCCUUGUUGAUACUGACCAACAACACUCAUCACUGCCGCUCCCAAUCGAUCUCAUGAUGGACAUCUUCCCCAGGCUAUCCCUCAAGUCCAUUGCCAUCUGUCGUUGCGUAUCAAGCCCUGGGCCUUCGUACUUGGCCACUCUGACUUCAGGGAUCUGCGCUUGACAAGGUCUCAGGCUCUCCCGCGUAUAUGGUUCGCUUUUAGGGAUGGUAACAAUGUCUUCUUCCUCUCCUCACCUCAGCCUCAGAGUCCUGAUGAGAUUUCGUCUGUUGCGGCUGAUCAUCACAUUAGUUUCUCCUUUGAUCAUCCUGUCGAAGAUAUAUCUGCAAUUUCGAAAAGGAAACAGUAACAAGACUUGGAAUCCAAGGAAUGGAAGCGUUUCAGAUUAGGAGGGGGUCUUCUGUUCUCAUCCAUCUGAACCAUGUGGAGGAUUUGAAGCUUAUGGAAUUAUAAGGAUAAGCAUCAGACCAUGCUCGUGCAUCAUUGAAGCUUGUGAAAACGCUUUUGGUAGUGUUUUUCUUUAUUGCUCUUGUAAUAUCACCUUAUUUCUGAAAUUCCUUAUCAUCAUCACAUGUUCUGAACGCAUAGAAGCCAUGGAACAUGAACCCCAAUAGUAAAAAAGUUCUUAUUUUAUUCUAUCCGGUUCACUAUUUUCACACACAGAUUUUAAUUAUCAGAUAUCAUCAGGUCUGAACGCAUAUACCAUCAGUUUGGUGCAUAUUUUUGUUUUGUGGUGGUAGUUAAACCCUUGCUUUCAUCAAAUGAUCAGUUCAGGUUAAGAAACAAUCAAAAUGGCCAAGUUUGAAACUCUGGACGGUCAAGACAUUGCUUUUAUGAGAUAUGAAAAUAGAUAAGUUAAAGAUAGUGAUGGUUUACUAUCAGUGGAAAACUUAAGGAGGGAGGUAUUAAUUUACCAUAUAGUGUCAAAUAUCACAUGAAAACUCUCCUCUUUAAAUGUUGGCAUUAACAUCACAUUAGUUUCAAUAUCUUUUACAAGCUAUAGCUAUGAACACCCUCCUUGGUUUUGUUCUGAAAACUUUCAUUUCAAGUUUCUCUCCACAGCUACAAGAUAUUGCAAAGCAAACCAUUGUGCUGAAAGUGAAUAUGAGCGGUGAAAAAUAUAGGAACAAAGCCAUGAAGAUUGUAGUAGGAACAUCCGGAGUUACGGGAGUGCGGUUGGAGAAAGACAAAGAGACGCUUACGGUGGAAGGAGAGGGAGUGGAUGUACUUGCUCUUGCCCGAGCUCUGAAGAAGAAAGUAGGCAAAACUGAGAUCAUCAAAGUUUCUUAAUAAGUCUAAUCCCCUUUUCUUACACAACAAUAUCUAGUUCUUUUUCUGGUUUCAUGAUGAUGUGUUCUUGUGGGGGCAACAUUUGACAUGCUUUCUUUUCCAGUUUCUAGUUUAUGGAUAUAUUUCACUUGUUUGAAAAUCAGUUUGAUAUCUGUUGUUGGAUCAACUCUGUUGCAGAUUUAUGAAUAUUCCAUAUAGCAACGGUUGUUAAACUUUA
Brassica rapa (field mustard) is the source of this 1899-nucleotide messenger RNA. Its product is annotated as disease resistance protein Pik-1-like. Gene Ontology annotation, molecular function: metal ion binding. NCBI's taxonomy places the organism in Eukaryota, Viridiplantae, Streptophyta, Magnoliopsida, Brassicales, Brassicaceae. The record is from RefSeq and is a predicted model, not a curated record.